This is a messenger RNA of Caenorhabditis elegans, 870 nucleotides long. RefSeq lists its product as uncharacterized. Bases 1 to 783 code for a protein of 260 amino acids. NCBI's taxonomy places the organism in Eukaryota, Metazoa, Nematoda, Chromadorea, Rhabditida, Rhabditidae. The transcript is spliced from 6 exons. The record is from RefSeq and is marked reviewed.
AUGACAUAUUAUUCUGUGUUUCUUAUUUUUCUAUUGAAAUUUUCUUCGAUUAAUUGCGAGUUUAUAAGAUUUAAACGCCAAGCUGCUUUGGCCACAAAAGAUGGAAUUGAUAUUCCUUUUACCUUGAGGUCAACUAUAACAUGCCUUACACCAGGGAUUCGAGAAAACUUAUGCCUAGGUCCAAGGGUUCAGGUUUUGAAAGAAGAGAGAAUUGGACUGACCAACAGAAAAGGUGCCACGUAUGGAUAUCACAAUGGGGUAGAUGUUCGGCUAUUGAGAAAUCAUAAGGUACCUCUUAUCAAUGAAGAUACUGAAAUUGGUCGGAGUAUCGGAGCAACUGUUGAUGUGACCAGAGAUGAUGGAGCAUUGGAGGUUGGAACACGGGACAAGAUUUUCCAAGUUUGGAAGCAAAACAGAGGAGGAUUAGUCGAAUGGGAUAGUCAAGGGGCUGGGGUCGACAUUGGAUCGAGAGCUUCCGUGGCAGAUGAUCUCGUAAAACUUCGGCACACGAUUUUCGGUGUAAACGUUGGCCCAACUUCACGCAGAAAUAUUGUAGGACCGUAUCAAGUUGGAGAGACAAAAGGGCAAUAUUUAAAACCUGAAAACAACCCAUUGCCUUCACUGUACCAAAACUAUUAUGCUGGAAGAGGUGACUGGUACAAGAGUAAUUUCCAAAGACCGGGUGACGAGUACCGUACCCGCGAACAGAGAGCCUGUCCGUGGUGUUUUGCAGUUGAUCCAACGUAUCCCACUCAGACAAUGUUUAAUCCGUAUUUCGGAUGAUUUAUUGUAAUUUUCUGUCGCAGUUGUACAUAAGCUCACAAUUUAGAUCUCGAAAAAAUAAAAUGCAAUAAAUUUUGUUUUAUUGAA